GGACGACGCGGCGCGGGUAGAGCUGCGGCGGUAGUGGAGCCGCCCGCCGGCAUUCAUAGCCGGGACGUGGCCGGGGGUUAGCGGUCGGCCACCUGUCCGUUUGCCGCCAUUCAGUCGAGCAGCCCGCCUGGAAGACACGCCGUCGGCACGGGACCUGUCCACGGUCGCUCCGCGAGAGGGCGCCGCCGCUCGUCUGUAGCCAAGAGCCGGUUCUGGCCGAGUGUGUCGGCGUGGGCCGCGUGAGCUGGACGCAGUGACCGGCGGACGGAGCGCGCGCGCUGCCGCGGCUCGGGAUUUACUGUGGAAUCUGUGCUGCAGGGCUGGUCAUACCGGCAAGAGUGUGCUUUGUUGUAGCAAGUCUUGCUGUUCGGAGGGUCGACCGACUCCGAUGAAGGUGGUGUAGACGGCGGCAUGCCAAUGUCGCUGCGCCUCCCACGGCAGAAGGUCGAUCAGGAGAUCGCCACGCCGCGCAGUCUCGAGGAAGGGGACCACCUGCGGCUGGGGCACACACGCCACAAUGCCACGUUCAGACUGCGAAAACUGCUGCGUAACCCGGACCAGCAGCACGAGAAGUCCGAACAGGAGUUCAGCGCAGCCUCCACCGGCUCCGCUGACUUCGAACUGCAGGAGCUACAGGACCUGCUGCAGGAGCAGCCGUCCUCCAGCUCGCGGCGUCAGGACCGCUUCCGCUCCCUGUGGAAGGCGCAGGACCUGGAGAACAGUCUGAAGCAGAUGCUUCGAGUUGCUGGCUGCUCUCUCCGCAUCCUGGAGGCAGUCAAAGAGGAGGACAAUGAGCGGAUGCUGGCGCUGUGCACUGGCGAUGAACUGACUCUGGUGGAGGAGGAGGUGGCACUGCUCUCCGGCUGUCUGUUCGGUCGGCCGAAACUCGUCAAAAAGCUGCUGAAGAAGGGCGUGUCGGCGGCGGCAGCAGACACGGAUGGCCGCUCGGCGCUGCACUUGGCUGCUUUCUCGGGAAACCUGGAAACGGUGCACUGCUUGGUGAAGCACGGCGCCAACGUGAACGCCUGGGACGCGGCGCAGUCAACGACGCCGCUCAUCUGCGCUGCCGCUGUGAGCUCGCCCGAAAUUGUGUCAUUUCUGAUCGCCAGCGGUGCCGACGUGAACGCUGGCCUGGACCCCAGUGAUGAGACGGCGCUGCACUACGCGGUACGCGCCAACUCGUAUGCGUGCGCCGAGCUGCUGCUCAAGGCCGGCGCUAAGACGAGCGGUGCGGGAGCGCGCAGUGAGACGCCGCUCCACGUCGCCGCCGAUUAUGGAUUUGACAAGUGUCUGGGCCUCCUGCUGCAGCAUGGCGCUAAAGUGGACUUGGUGUGCGGGACUGCGUGCAAAACGGCUCUGCACCUGGCAGCCGAGGACGGCAGUGUGGGAUGCGCCAGGCUUUUGCACGAUCACGGAGCGCGGCUGGACUUGACCACCAAUCGUGGUCAGACUGCGCUGCAUCUGGCGGCCAAAUCGCAGUCGGCGGAGCUGGUUGAGCUGCUGCUCUCGUGGGGUGCCGACAUUAAUGCACGCGAUAGUGACUUACGCACUCCGCUGCACUGCUGCAUCGGUAAGCAGUGCCGGUCGCUAGAUGUCAUCAAGGUCCUCGUCAACCACGGGGCACUCAUCAACGAAGGAGACACCGCAGGAUACACUCCUCUGCACGUGGCAGCCAUCAACCAGUUUUCGAGCUGCGUGGAGCUGCUGAUGGACCACGGUGGCGACGUCACACUGCGGAACAAGGGUGGCAUCUCGUGCCUGCAGCUCAUCAAGCACCGCACGCCCUCUGUGCUGGCCAACCUUCCAGACCGCUUCAGUCGCGCAAUUCUGUUCUACGAACGGGAUGGAGUGCUUAACAACAAGUUCGCAGAGCUCAAGAUAAAUUUCAAACCUCUGAUGUCGCAAGCGAAGGGUGAAUGUCAUUUCCUGAAGGCGCUGAUCGAUAUCGAUCAAAAGCACCUGCUUAAGCACCCGCUGUGCGAAAGCUUCUUGCACAUGAAGUGGAUGAAAGUGCGAAAGUUUUUGUUUGCAAAUGUGAUGUAUUACCUGUUAUUUUGUGUUCUUUUGAGUGUGUACGUUCUAGGUACGUGUCAGGACAAUUGCUACAACAUCGGGCGCGGUUUGGAGCUAAAGCUGUGUAACAGUUCUCAGGAGGCAGACCCCAGGAGGAUUAGACUUCUGUUCAGGCAGUGUGUGAAGAAGGAUCACAGCCUGAUAUUGAACUGUGAUGCGGCACAAACUGGCACUGUGUCUUUCCCGGAUGCGUGCAGAUGCAUCCACUCUAGCUUUCAGCGGCUCUCAGUAGAUUCGCCGUUCUUUUACACGAACCUGUGGUAUGUCUUGCUGCUGUUCAACCUCACUAUGGCUGCCAAAGAGAUCUUCCAGCUUGCGCAAGACCCGCCACAGUAUUUCCGCAACCCAGAGAACCUGGCUGAGUGGGCACUCAUGCUGUUUCUGGUGCUGAUUGGCACUCCUGUGCUGGAUUACAUUGACACAUGGCAGAAACACCUGGGCGCUCUGUCUGUGAUCAUCUGCUGGUUUGAGCUGAUGAUGCUAGUCGGCCGGCUACCGCGACUCGGGCUCUACAUUCACAUGUUCUCAAAGGUCCUGAGGGACUUCUUUCAGUUCCUGUUGGCCUAUGCCUCGCUGGUGAUCGGCUUUGCCGUGGCAUUCGCCGUGCUGUUCCCACACUAUCCGCCGGUAGGGAAUCCUUUGCGAAGCUUUCUGAAGGUUCUGGUGAUGAUGACUGGUGAGAUAGAGUUCGCUGACAUGUUCUAUCCAGACGAAAACGACGGUUCUAUUCUGAACCCUACCGCAUCGCUGGUUUUCACUGCCUUCUUGUUCGUCAUGACAAUCAUCUUGAUGAACUUGCUGGUUGGUCUGGCCGUUAGUGAUAUCCAGGGCCUGCAGCGUACAGCUAAGCUUGGCAGACUGGUACGGCUCACUGAGCAGAUGUCGCACAUCGAGUUCACGCUGUUUUCCAAGGUGAUGACGCGGCUGCUGCCGGAGAAGGUGUUUGCGUGUAUCGCCGAGAUGGCCCUCGUGUCGCCGUCUUCGUACCGUUAUACGCUGGUGCUGCGGCCCAACGAUCCGAACGACACACGGCUGACUCGCGACAUCAUGAACUCGGCCUGUCGCGUCGCCAAGAAGCACGCGGAAAAAGAGUCGCACAAAAUGUCCGGCAAGCAGCGGCAAAUUUCAUCACUGUCUUAUGACGUCGACCUUUUCCAGUCUGUUGUCGAAGAGCAAACCGAUGGAGACUCGGACAAAGAAUCUGCAGUUCGUGACAUGAAAUUGAAAACACUCGAGGCCAAAAUUGAAGUGGCUCAGUCGGCGCUCGGUACACUCCUUCUCGAGGUUCGGGCCAUCGCCCAGGGGUUGAACAAGCUGAGUGAGAGCCACGGACUGCCGCCGGUACGGGUGCCCCGUGCUACGGUGGUACGCGCCAGUCGCAGUCUGGAUGUGGAGGCCCGGGGCGGACGCGAUGACACGCCUGCGAACGGUGACGCCGUAGCGCGUGGGCCGACCACCCCUAGCACGUCAUUGGAUGAGGAUUGAUUGGGUGCUCCUUGUCGUGUCCACUCCGCUGAUGACGGAAACGGACACGGUUAGUCAUGUUUAUGUUGACUUUUUCCGACUUGUUUAAAUUUGUUUUGGUCCUAUGACUGCGCGUUUUGUCUCUGGGCAUGGUUCGUUUGACUGGGCCGCACUGGCAGUGUGUAUGCAGUAGUUCACGCACCAUCUUGUGUUUCACUACAACACCUAACGUAAGGUUUUACUUGCUGAAUAUGUGUGCGGUUUCUUAGAUGUAUGUUGUAUUCAGGUUCCUCAUGCUGUGUGUUGUGUAGCUGUCGAUUUGCAUUUACUCCGUACAUGAGACACACUUUUGCUCGUUCCCUUGUGAUGCAGGAGGAAUGCUACCCACUCGAGCUUUACCAUCAUUGGCUAGUGGCUACCGUGUAACAUUAUUAAGUGAAUGUGCAAUAAACCUAUAAUCUCUU
This is a messenger RNA of Amphibalanus amphitrite, 4001 nucleotides long. RefSeq names its product transient receptor potential channel pyrexia-like. The transcript is spliced from 2 exons. Bases 412 to 3558 code for a protein of 1048 amino acids. Gene Ontology annotation, molecular function: protein binding; monoatomic ion channel activity. Gene Ontology annotation, biological process: monoatomic ion transport; transmembrane transport. Gene Ontology annotation, cellular component: membrane. Lineage: Eukaryota; Metazoa; Arthropoda; Thecostraca; Balanomorpha; Balanidae. The record is from RefSeq and is a predicted model, not a curated record.